Acanthosepion pharaonis is the source of this 1152-nucleotide messenger RNA. The record is from the annotation of a GenBank genome assembly. Lineage: Eukaryota; Metazoa; Mollusca; Cephalopoda; Sepiida; Sepiidae.
AUGCCUGCUGGACAUUUGACUAAGGAAGCUCUACCAUUCUCUGACCCCCAGGGGUAUCUACCAUCGAUCUUGCAUGAUGCUGACCUUCUGUUUUCCUUUUUCUUUCUCUUCACUUUUAGUUCUUUUCCUUCAUCCUUACUUUUUUCUGUUUCUUAUUUUCUCCCUUUCUUUCUGUUAACCUCCCUGACAUUUUCUAUUUUUUUUAGUUUACUUUCUUCAGUUUUUCUUCUUUUUUAUGUUUCUUUUUUUCUGAUACUCUUUUUUUCUUUCUCUUUUCCUUUUCAUCCUCUUUCUUUUUCUUUUCCUCCCCCGUCUUUCUUUUGGCAUCCCUCCCCCUUUUCUUUUCUCUUUCCCUCCCCUCUUUUUUUUCUUUCCUCCUCCUCUUUCUUUUCUCUUUCCCCCCCUCUUUCUUUUCUCUUUUCCUCCCCUCUUUUUUUUUCCUUUCCCUCCCCUUUUCUUUUUUUUUCCCUCUUCUUUCCUCCCCAUCUUUCUUUUUUCUUUCCCUCCCCAUUUUUCUUUUUUCUUUCCCUCCAUCUUUCUUUUCUUUUCCCUCCCAUCUUUCUUUUUCUCUUUCCCUCCCCAUUUUUUUUUUCUUUCCCUCCCCUCUUUCUUUUUUUUUCCUCCCCAUCUUUUUUUUUUUUUUUCCUUCCAUCUUUCUUUUCUCUUUCCCUCCCCAUCUUUCUUUUCUCUUUCCCUCCCCAUCUUUCUUUUCUCUUUCCCUCCCCAUCUUUCUUUUCUUUUAUGACCUUUCUCUUUUUCUUAAAAUAUCCUUUCCCUUCCCUUUUUUCUUCCCUUUUCUAUCCUUUUACUUCAUUUCUUUUCUUCCUUUCCAUAGAUUUAUUCUCUUUCUUUUUCUUCCUUUCCAUAGAUUUGUUCUCUUUCUUUUUCUUCCAUUACCUUUCUUGUUUUUUUUGUUUACAUUAUUUCUUUUCUUUUUUCUUUUCUUUUUUCUUCUUUGCUUUCAUUCCCUUUUCCCUAUUCUUUUAUUUAUUCUUUCUUUUCUUCUUCCUUUCUUUUUUUUUCUAUUUCAUUUCUUUCUCCCUCUUUUUACCAAGUUCUUUUAAUGCCUCUUCCUCUUUAUUUCAUUUAAUUUUCUAUCACUUUUUGUCAUUCACAAAUAGACAUUUGCUUCCAUAUACAAAUAGACAUUGA